AGUGUUUUAUUCGUUAUUGUCGGUUUAAUACGAUUACUUAUUGGGUUUUGUAUCUUGCAGUCACCAAAAAAUGGAGAACGACGCCGGAGAAUUCGUUGACUUGUACUGCCCAAGGAAGUGCUCGUCCAGCAACCGAAUCAUCCACGCCAAGGAUCAUGCCUCCAUCCAGAUCAACAUCGUCGAUGUGAACCCGGCGACUGGCCGUAUGCUGGAAACCUCCAAGGUGUACGCCAUCUGCGGUGAGAUCCGUCGUAUGGGAGAGUCGGACGAUUGCAUCGUUCGCCUUGCCAAGAAGGAUGGGCUUUUGACUAAGAACUAUUAAUUUCAA
Messenger RNA from Aedes aegypti (yellow fever mosquito), 328 nucleotides. Its product is annotated as 40S ribosomal protein S21-like. Lineage: Eukaryota; Metazoa; Arthropoda; Insecta; Diptera; Culicidae. The record is from RefSeq and is a predicted model, not a curated record. Gene Ontology annotation, molecular function: structural constituent of ribosome. Gene Ontology annotation, biological process: translation; endonucleolytic cleavage to generate mature 3'-end of SSU-rRNA from (SSU-rRNA, 5.8S rRNA, LSU-rRNA); endonucleolytic cleavage in ITS1 to separate SSU-rRNA from 5.8S rRNA and LSU-rRNA from tricistronic rRNA transcript (SSU-rRNA, 5.8S rRNA, LSU-rRNA). Gene Ontology annotation, cellular component: ribosome; cytosolic small ribosomal subunit.